Messenger RNA from Vidua chalybeata, 1567 nucleotides. It is a transcript of the gene FAM162B, whose product is annotated as family with sequence similarity 162 member B. The transcript is spliced from 4 exons. The record is from RefSeq and is a predicted model, not a curated record. NCBI's taxonomy places the organism in Eukaryota, Metazoa, Chordata, Aves, Passeriformes, Viduidae. The coding region runs from base 79 to 513 and encodes 144 amino acids.
CGGCUGAGGCAGAGGGUCCGGCUGAGGCAGAGGGUCCGGCUGAGGCAGAGGGUCCCGCUGCUCCUCGCCAUCCUCGCCAUGCUGCCGGCGCGCCUCCGCCCGGGGCGGCUGCUGUCCGCCGCGCCGCUCCGCUCGCCCGCGCGGGGAGCCGCGGCCGCCGGGGAUCCCGCCCGGAGCCCGGGCACCACCCGCGCUGAGCAGGCUCACAGGGUGGUUGCAAGUUACAAACCUUCGAAGUUUGACAAAAAAAUCCUCCUCUGGACUGGACGUUUCAAGACAGAAGAAGAGAUUCCUCUGAGGAUCUCACUAGAGAUGCUAGACAAGGCAAGAAACAAAGCUCGAGUGAAAGCCUGUUACAUCAUGAUUGGGCUCUCAAUUAUUGCCUGUUUUGCGGUGAUUGCUUCAGCUAAGAAGGCUGCUGCACGGCAUGAGUCCUUAACGAGCUUGAACUUGGCAAAGAAGGCCAAGUGGAGGAAGGAGGCUGCGCUGGCCGCGGAGGCGAAGACCAAGUAACUUCAUCUGAAAUGCUCAAUGUCCUCAGAAGAGCAAAAGUAACUAACUUCUGCUGAGAGCAAUUAGUGAGUUUCACCCCUAAAUGGACAACAGUAGCAUGCACACCCCUAGAGCCAAUAAGGGCAGCUACAGCAUCACAAAAAGAAAGGGAAGGGUGCUUUCAUUAGGAAGAUAUUCAGGAUACUUGUUGCAUAUAAUUAAAACUAUUUAGAAUGUUUUGCAUAUGAUUAAAAGCAGUAAUUAGUUUUAAAAGGGAUGAGGUAGUUUCCUAAGAAUGUCAGGUACCUUUGGUUAGAUAACCACAAAGAAGUUUUCUCACUGGUGAUAGUGCAGUUUUUCAGUGUAAAUUGUCACUUGGAACUCACUGGCAUCAAUGAUGUUUUCAAAAUGGUAUUUGCAUUUUUUAGCUUUAAGAACCAACACUUAUUGAAUCACUAAAUAAAUACAGUAAACAUCUGUAAAAUAGGUUUUAUUGGUUUCUGUAUGGUAUUUGGAGAUUUAACAUUCCAUAAUAUUGCAUACUACUUAUAUGUGUUCUGUUACAGUAAUGGGCCUUUAGCCUGGAUUUAAAGAUGCACUAUUACUAUCUGAAGUUAUUACAGAUAAUUUAAUUUUCCCGCAUUAUGUAUUGAAGACAUUGUGCCAUAAGUAACUAGAAUUUCUCAUUACAGAUUUCAGUAAAAUCUUGAGGUCACAGUUUAAGUCCAUGUAUCAAUUUGCAGACCUAUUACAAAAAUCCUCAGCUGUACAAUUUAAUAAAUUUAAACCUACUGAGAAUUAACCAUGGAGGAAAGACAAUAGUGCAUCUUUACUUUUUUUUAAAGACAGGCCCAACAAUAAAUAGUUUCCAGUUGCAAACUUGUUCUACAGCAAACAUUUCUGUGCCAACAUUAUUACUAUUUUCUGAUUGCUGCUAGGAACAGUGUGUAAAGCAAAUGUUAGAAAAUUAAAAGGCUGUAUGAACCAAUCCUCAGAUAAAAGUGCAAUGAUGAAAAAAUUAGCCAUGAUUCAGUGUAACAAGAGUAGGGAACUAAUAAAAAAAUCUUAUGCUCUG